Molecule: messenger RNA, 1029 nt
Organism: Salvia splendens (bonfire salvia)
Lineage: Eukaryota; Viridiplantae; Streptophyta; Magnoliopsida; Lamiales; Lamiaceae
Product: protein NEGATIVE GRAVITROPIC RESPONSE OF ROOTS-like
Exons: 5
Coding region: 130-762 (210 amino acids)
Biological process (GO): regulation of growth; gravitropism
Source: RefSeq, a predicted model, not a curated record
AUUUCUCAUGCUUGUGGGAAUUCCAUCACCUUUUUUCUCCAAUUCCACCAUACACAUUACACACGUUACAAACUCCAUCCACACUUUUUUUUUUGGAGAAAAAAGUCAGAUUAAUCGUUGCUGCCACAGAUGAAGAUCUUCAGCUGGAUUCGAAGCAAACGCAAUGGCAACGAAGGCAGCAACACGAAGCCCAAUCCACAACCAAAAUCAUAUGAGAAGAAGAUGACCUGCAACGAAGAAUUCUCCGAUUGGCCGAACGCGCUGCUGGCGAUCGGCACAUUCGGAAACAACGCCAAUCCGAAAAAUUGCGAGCAAGUAGUUGAGAGUGAUGAAUCAACACUAGCGAUGAAUGAUGAGGAGAAUCUGUCGGCAGAGCACCUCCUAAACUUCCUGCGCGGCGGCGGCGAUCGCCGUCUGGAAAGGCUGGGCAGCCUCGUGGAGAGAGGCGGAAAAGAUAUUAAGUCGGAUAAGAGAAACAGAGGCAUCGGAAAAAGGUCGUUGUCGUUUCUGCUGAAGAAGGCGCUCCUCUGCGGCGGCGGAUUCACCGCGGCGCCUCCGAUUAUCAGAGAUCCGCUUCCAGAUCUGAAAAUUGAUCAAUCGACAAUGGAGAAGAUAUUAAGGGCUAUGCUGCACAAGAAGAUAUACCCUCAAAGGCCAACAACUCCAAACAAAUGCUUGGAUAUGGGUGAGGAGGAAGACACCACCACUCAUGGAAGCAAAUGGGAUAAAACAGACUCUGAAUAUAUUGUGCUGGAGAUUUGACGAUCUACUUUCAGUACAAUUCUUAUCUGGAUUGGAGUUUGGGCAUGUUUUUGCCAUGGCUUGCCGUGGUGUCGAGUGCUGACACUCGACGACGGCUUGGAUAAAUCAGGUUUUAGCCAUGGUUGGCACAUCAGUACACAUGUUAUUCUUCAAGAUUCUUGUUGAGAUAUCAAAUUGAUUGUAGAUCGAAGAGCACAUAUAUAUGGAUUUUACACAUUGUCUUUAUUCAGAAUGUGUAUAAAUUUUAAAUGUUCAAAGUUACUACUA